Meloidogyne enterolobii is the source of this 1674-nucleotide messenger RNA. The record is from the annotation of a GenBank genome assembly. NCBI's taxonomy places the organism in Eukaryota, Metazoa, Nematoda, Chromadorea, Rhabditida, Meloidogynidae.
AGAAAUAUGAUUUUGAGUUUUAAACUUUGCUGGAAUUUUAUUUUAUUUUUUACUUGUAUUUUUGGAUAUCCUUCUAGAAUUCCAAUACAGUCAUUCUCAACUGCUGGUGAUUUAGCUUUAAAUUUUACUGUUAAUCGUCUAAAUUCUGGAACACCCAGCACAUUUCUGCUUGCACAUAAAAACAGGCAACUUCGAAUGGCCGUAGAUGAUAGUUGGGGAAUGAUUGCAAAAAUUUGUACUGAACUUCAAUCAGGAUUUAUGUUAAUGCUUAUGGGAGAGAGUAAUCAAAGAAGUCACGAGGCUUAUAUGUCUGUUGUUAAUGCCCUAGAAAUUCCAUUAAUUAAUUGGGAAUUAUCCCCUCAUGCAUUUUUGCCAAACACGCCAAACAAUUUUGAGGCAAGUAUAAAACCUCCAAAUGCCCAAUUAUUAGCUGAUUUAUUGUUAAUGAAAGGAUGGAAUAAUUUUGUUUAUUUUCAUGAUUCUGAUAUUUCUAAUAGAGCAGCACAAAAUCUUCGAAUGAUUUAUUUACAUUUAAAUGGAAGAACAAAUAAUUCUAUUAGUUCAGAAAUGUUACAAUUACCAAAAGAUGUUGAACAAUUUGGGGAAUUUUUGAGACAAUUUAAUUUAAAACGUUUUAAAUUAAAUUUAACAGAAAAUAUUAUUUUGGAUACGAAAAAUAAUUAUAGACAACAACAAUUAUUACAAGCAAUACGUUCAGCACAAUUCAAUCAACAAAAAUAUAAUUAUGUUGUAGCUAAUUAUGAUUUUUUGCCCUAUGAUGUUGAAAUGUUUCAACAAGGUAAUAUAAACAUCACUGGUUUUCAAAUAAUCGAAAGAGAAAAUCGAGAAUUUGCUUUACUUAAAAGACAAAUUGAAUUGGCAAUAAAAGACUUAAAUGAAAAGCCGGAUUUGGAUUUGGAAACAAGACUAGCCUUUGUGCAUGAUGCUGUUCUUGUAGCUAAAGCAGCAUUAGAGGCUACUUUACGUAAAAACGAUUCCCUUUUCAGAAAAAAUUUUCGUCAUGGAGAGCUUUACAAUAAAAAUUUUCCUGGAAUUUAUUGUUAUCCAAGUAUGGAUAAACAAAAUUCGAAUAGACCAUUUUUGACAUUUGAACAUGGACGUUUAAUUUCUAAAGCAAUUACGAGUUUAAAAUUGAGUGGGUCUACUUCGGGUACUUUAAGUGGACAAGUUGAAUUUGAUCGGGAUGGGGUACGCAAAAAUUUUUUGGUUACAGUAAUUGAUUUGACAUCAGAUACAAAAUCUGCAUUCAACAAAAAAGAACUUCUUAUUUGGAGACAUUCAACAGGAUUUUUAAAAGACCGAACAGAGGCACAUUGGCGACAACAAACACAAAAUUCUCGUUCUGGGCAAUCUGAGGGGGGACCUAAAAAGAUUGUUAGAGUUGUUACUGUAAGGAGUGAUCCUUUUGUUAUGUUAAAAAGGGAAUGUGAUCCAGCAAAAGGUGGAAAUCAGCUUUUACAUGAACGUAAUGAAGAAUUUAAUUUUGAAAUAUUUAUUUCAAGAAAUAACCAAUAUGGGGCUAGACAGCCUGAUGGAAUUGGACACCUUCUUAGAGGAGAAGCCGAUGUUUCUGUUGCUUCUUUAACAAUUAAUCAAGAUAGAGAAAGAGUUGUUGAUUUUUCUAAACCUUUUCUAACUACAGGGAUUAGGUAG